This is a messenger RNA of Coniophora puteana RWD-64-598 SS2, 871 nucleotides long. RefSeq lists its product as uncharacterized. Gene Ontology annotation, molecular function: protein binding. NCBI's taxonomy places the organism in Eukaryota, Fungi, Basidiomycota, Agaricomycetes, Boletales, Coniophoraceae. Bases 39 to 347 code for a protein of 102 amino acids. The transcript is spliced from 2 exons. The record is from RefSeq and is a predicted model, not a curated record.
CUGACGGGAAGCGUCUCACAUCCGGCGGACGCAACGGUAUGAUGCGCAUCUGGGACAUCGAGAACGGGCACGAGACCCGAGUUGGUGGGAAGUCUGUCAUAAUGUGCAAACGCGCUGUUUGGAGCGUUCGGUACUCCCCUGAUGGAAAGUUCAUUGCCACUGCUGGAGAUCACAGGCUCAAAUUACGGAAUUCCCGCAACCACGAGCUUGUAGAUAAAGUUCAGAAUUGUUUCCUAGACAAGUCGAUCUCCUGGGCGCCAAACGGGAAGAGUCUCGCGACCAGCUCGUGCGAAGGCAAGAUUUGUGUCCGCGAUGUCAACAAGCUCAAGCUACCGGUCCAUCCGUGACCGAAGCGCAUAGUUCUUCCGGUGCACCUAGUGCGGUAUACUCUCCCGAUGGACAAUUUAUUGCUGGACUAUUCUAGAAUUGCGCCAUGCGUGUACGGGCGCGGAAACUGGGAAGCCAGCGAGGAGCCCGUUUAGAGGAUAUGCUGUUCGCGAAAUCGCGAGCAUUUGUAUAGGCAUUACAAGGUCACCAGGUAGUUCAAGGCUCAAGCGCUCAUUAUCGGCGGUGCUAUCUAUGUUUGGGACCUCGUCAAAGGACAAAGUUCAGUGAUCCAUUGUAUGGGCAUACGCGGGCGGUCAGUAGCGCAAUUUCUCACUCACCGGGCGGCAAGCGCUUUGUUUCCACAGAUGGCCAUUAAUUGAGAUCUCGAGUUCAGAUUUGGAACGCAGAGACGGGAGAAACAUCGGUUCCAAUGCGCACUACGAGAUGAGAAUUCGCAGAAACGAAUUUCAUCGACAGCGCAUAGUACUUUUGGGCACUGGAAAAGAUGUGGGCUUCAAGCACGGUUAUUGCCGCUAUCAGAGCU